AUGGAAAAGAGAAGCGUUGGUGUGAAAAUACCAGAUGCUCCUCCCACUUAUAUUAAAUUAGAUCAAAACGAAAAAUUCUUAUAUAUUACUAGCAAAACCAAUUAUGCGUCUUAUCAGAUAGCAGCUAUAAUCUCAUACCCAGAUAUGGAAGAUGUGCCAAAUGUUAAUUUAGAAAAUGGAAAAUUACCAAGUGAAGACAAUAAACUAGCACUACUGCUGCACGGGAGCCAAUCUCACAAGAGUGCAAUUUAUCAGACCUUAUUAGCCAAGAGACUGGCCCAAUCAGGAUAUUGGGUACUAAGAAUCGAUUUUAGAGGUCAAGGGGAUUCGACUAAUAACUACGACGCUGCCAUUGGCAGGACGCUCGAUCAAGAUUUAGAAGAUAUGAGUGUUGUGUACCAAACAAUGCUUGAUAGAUCUGUCAGGGAGCAGCUAUACAAGACAGACACGAUCUCACUGGGUGUGAUCGUGGCACACUCUAGGGGGUCCCUUGCUAUGUUCAAAUUCUGCCUGAAAUUGCUUUCAAUGGAAUACCCGUUGCCUUCUCACCUAAUUAAUUGUGCUGGAAGGUAUGAUGGAAAGGGACUUAUUGAACGGUGCUCACGGCUACACCCGAAUUGGGAAAAAGAAGGAGGGUUCUGGGCCAACGGUCCACGAUAUGGUGAAUACAACAAUUUUUGGAUCCCAUCAAGCGAAACUUAUAGUAUAGCCAACGUUUGCGUCCCGGACUUUGCCACAAUACCGCCAACUUGCUCGGUAAUGUCGUGCUAUGGUACCUGCGACCACGUAGUGCCGCUUAGUGCGGCUUCAAACUAUGCAAAACUGUUUGAGGGUAGACAUACACUGAAGCUUAUAGAGAAUGCGGACCACAACUAUUACGGCAUUGAGGAUGAUCCAAACGAGCUAAACCUACCGACAAGAAGGGGCAGGGUCAACUACUCACCACUAGUUGCCGAUUUAAUCAUGGAGUAUCUGAACAAUACAUAG
Saccharomyces eubayanus is the source of this 987-nucleotide messenger RNA. RefSeq lists its product as uncharacterized. The record is from RefSeq and is a predicted model, not a curated record. The transcript has a single exon. The coding region runs from base 1 to 987 and encodes 328 amino acids. NCBI's taxonomy places the organism in Eukaryota, Fungi, Ascomycota, Saccharomycetes, Saccharomycetales, Saccharomycetaceae.